Molecule: messenger RNA, 3697 nt
Organism: Dimorphilus gyrociliatus
Lineage: Eukaryota; Metazoa; Annelida; Polychaeta; Dinophilidae
Source: the annotation of a GenBank genome assembly
AAUCCGUUCAUUUUAGUUUUAGUGGCAGUUUCGACAGGAAAAUUCUCUCGUCCGAAUAUUUUCUUUCCACAAUGAGAGAAAGUGAUAUCUAAUCCUGAAAGGAGGACAAUUUUUCAUGAAGAAAUCAAAUACAAAUUUUUAAAAGGAUAUUUUCAGGAGAAUAAUUCAAUCAAAAUCGGAAAAGAAAUAUUUAUUAGUGAAAUUUAUAGCGAUAUAUAUAGAAAAUAUAUAUAUAUAUAUAUAUAAUUCUAAGUGUAUAUAUCAAUAUAUAUAUAUAGAAUAUAAAAUCAAAAAAGAAUCAAUCGUUCAUAUCUAUAACUUAAGUGAAAAUUGGUAUACUAAUUGACUGCAAAGAUGGCUGAAGCUGUAAAGGUUAUCGUAAGGUGUAGGCCUAUGAACACCAGAGAAAAAGAUUUACGUUGCGAAUGUGUGGUAUCAAUGGAUGGUAAAAUAGGACAAUGUUCAAUAAACAAUCCUAAUGAUAAAAAGGCACCACCAAAAUCCUUUACUUUUGACGGAGCGUUUUUUAUCGAUUCAACCACUGAACAGAUUUACAACGAUAUUGGCUAUCCCUUAGUAGAGGGCGUCACUGAAGGCUAUAAUGGUACAAUAUUUGCCUACGGGCAAACAGGAUGUGGAAAAAGUUUUAGUAUGCAGGGUAUAACAAAUCCAGCAACGCAAAGGGGAAUAAUACCAAGGGCAUUUGACCACAUUUUCGAAACUGUACAAGUUACGGAAGGCUCGAAAUAUUUAAUCCAUUCUUCGUAUCUUGAAAUCUAUAAUGAAGAAAUAAGAGAUCUACUUGGUAAAGACUCCAAAAAGAAACUAGAUUUAAAGGAGCAUCCCGAGAAGGGUGUUUAUGUUGCAGGUCUUAGUUUACAUCCCUGUAAAAGUGUUAUAGACUGUCAAAAAAUUAUGGAAAAGGGUUGGGAUAAUAGAUCUGUGGGUGCAACACUGAUGAACAAGGAUUCGUCUAGGAGUCACUCAAUAUUUACUAUACAUUUAGAAAGGAGCGAAGUAGAUGAAUCUGGAGAAGAACAUAUUAGGGCGGGUAAAUUAAACUUGGUCGAUUUAGCUGGUUCAGAAAGACAGGGUAAAACCGGGGCAACAGGAGAUCGUCUUAAAGAAGCCACUAAAAUUAAUUUAUCACUUUCGGCACUUGGAAACGUUAUUUCCGCACUUGUAGAUGGAAAAUCAAAGCACAUACCUUACAGAGAUUCUAAAUUAACUAGGCUAUUACAAGAUUCUUUGGGAGGUAACACUAAAACUCUUAUGGUUGCUUGUCUUUCUCCCGCCGAUAACAACUACGAUGAAACAUUGUCAACACUAAGAUACGCGAACAGAGCCAAAAAUAUAAAAAAUAAGCCUAAAAUUAAUGAAGAUCCUAAGGAUGCUCUUCUAAGAGAAUACUCAGACGAAAUUGCUAAGCUAAAGGCUAUGUUGAGAGGUGAAAUACCUGUAGAUCCAGCCCAGUUAGAAGGUGGAGUAGGCGGUAAUUUCAAAGCUAAUGCUCCAGCACCUCAAAUAAAAGAGAAAAUCGUUGAAAAAGUUGUAUACGUUAAUGGGACAGAAGAGCAGGAAGAAGAAAGAAACCAAUUAAGAGAGAAAAUCACAACGGAAUAUGAGGAAAAGAUUGAAAAAUUACAAAAAGCAUACGAAGAACAAAAACUUAGUGCAGAUGCAAGAGAAAAUGAAUUAGAAAAAUUGAGAAGUCAAUACGAGGCAGAUAUAGAGAGUGUUAAUACAAAUGAUGCAGAGUUAGGUGAACCAGUUCGUCUUGCUAAACCGUCGUCAACUCCUCGAAUAACUUCAUCGGGUAGUUUACAUUUUGUACCGGAAGAGGAAGAAAUGGAUUUUGAACCUGAAAGUGUUACUAGGAGUAGAGAACCUUUAAAGAAUAUAGCUUUAAAAGCAAAAAUAAAUAGAAGAAAAAGCCAUCAAAACAUUGUUCUUGAAACCGACGAUAGAAUGGAUAGGCUUUAUGCAGCCCUGGAUGCUAAAGCAAAGUCAACGACUCUUCAAGAUGAAAUUGAAGAGAUUGGUGAGGAGGAUGAAUCUUAUAAUGGCUCAGAUGAUCGUCAAGUUCAAAAAGCCACUAGAAUUGUUGAAGGAGAUGAAGAGAUUCUUCAAGAAGAAGCGAAAAGAAGACCAUCUAAAGUGGAAAUUGAAGCGGAAGCUCGACACAGAUUGGCUGAACUUCAACAAGCCAUGGUCGGAGGUGAAAUGAAAAAUAAUGAAGAAGUCAAAGAGCGUAGAAGAAAGAGAAAACAUCAUGCUGAAGAAAGAAAACAAAAAUUAGCAGAGGCUCUUCAGAAUAUGGAUGGAGAUGAUAUUAUGCUACAAAUAUAUGAUAAUGCGCAAGAUGAAGUUCGCAUUAAAGAUAAACAAUUAAGAAAAGCGCAGAAUACUAUGAUAUCAUUGAGAAGCGAAAUUGCAGAUUUACAAUCAGAAUUUGAAUUCGAUCGCAGUACUUAUCUCGAUACCAUUAGAAAGCAAGAACAACAAUUUAAACUAAUCCAGUCUAUACUCGAUAAAGUAUCUCCUACAAUAAGGCGAGAUUGUAAUUAUGCUAAUCUUGAUAGAAUAAAAGCGCAAAGCAAAUGGGAUGAAGAAAGUGAAACUUGGAUAUUACCCAAAAUGACUAUUGAAAGAACAGUCUUGCCCUCCGUACCUGGAGGAAUAACACCAACUGCUAGACAAGAGAAUCCUCGAAUGCGAGUUAAUGGUACUGCUGUUUAUUCUGAAGAAGAUAGAAAUGCUGAAGAUGCUUAUUUAAUGAAACUACAAGAAAGAGGCAAUAGUGAGUCUCCAAGUUAUUUUGCUAAUCGGAGACAGGAUACUCUCAUAUCAAAUGCUCAACAAGAUAGAAACAGAGUUUUAGGACGAUCCAAAAGCCCAAAUGGACUACUAACAAAUGGGAAUACUCAAGUGGGGGGUGAGCUUAAUUUUCAAGAUAAAAGAGCCGCUGAAGUUCACGGUCAAAUGUUGGGAGACGGAAUUGAUAGGAAGCCGAUAAGAUUAGAAUCGCUCCCAACAGCUUCGGCAAAUAUGAAGAAGAAUAAAAAGAAGAAAAAUAUUAACACAAUGGAAUAUUAUUAAGCAAUUUUUCAGCAUGGGGAUAAUUGAAAGAAGCGAAACUUAAAGUGUUCACCCCAUUGUUUUAGUUUAUUUUAUUUUCGUUAUAUAAAGCUUAUGCAAUUCUAUUUUCGUCCAUAUAUUAGAGUAUUUGUUUACUUGAUUAUAUUUUAAGAAAUCAAAUAACAACAAAUGUCACCACCAGAAAAUGUUGACCAAUUAACGUCAGACUAUCUUUCACUCAACUUAGGUAAAUUAUGUCCCAUUAUCAGUUUUGAAUCACUAGCAAAAGCUGCUGAUAUACUUUCUGAAAGUCUUUCUAUUGAGGGAAGUAAGAUUACAAGAUAAAUAAAUCUCUUUGAAUAUUCUAAUUGGGACUGCCGACUAUACACUAUACAUCAGCUUUUGAUAUGAUUUAACAACUUUAGAGGGUAUUUCUGUAUUUCUAUGACGUUAAAGGUAAAUUUUACUCCUGAAGAAUUCUGCCAACGAUAGUGUUUUCUACUUGAUUUUUUUAGCCAUGUUUCCCAGUCAGUAUUUAAUACUGUUUUUGAUUAAAUGUUUUUUGGUGUGUGUUUUUUUUUUCACUUGAUAUUCACUAAAUUUCAAGAUAAACUCAAUU